Microdochium trichocladiopsis is the source of this 1438-nucleotide messenger RNA. RefSeq names its product Lactonase, 7-bladed beta-propeller-domain-containing protein. Bases 85 to 1254 code for a protein of 389 amino acids. The transcript has 4 exons. Gene Ontology annotation, molecular function: 6-phosphogluconolactonase activity; protein binding. The record is from RefSeq and is a predicted model, not a curated record. NCBI's taxonomy places the organism in Eukaryota, Fungi, Ascomycota, Sordariomycetes, Xylariales, Microdochiaceae.
GCAGCUCAGCUCAGUCUCUGCCCAGUCGUUCUCCUGAUCCUCACCGUCUGCACCCUCCCGUAGUCACUGCUCGAAUCCUCAAAGAUGGCUCCUCCGAUGCGAUUCUUCUCGCUGCUGUUGGCGAUCCCCGCCAGCGCGGAUAUUCUCUUUGCGACUUCCUACAACGACCACACGGUCACGUCGCUCAGGCUCGAGGGCUCCACUCUGUCUGUCGUGGGCAAGAACCUCGACUGUGGCUCGGAGCCCACCUGGCUGACGCUCGACAAGACAAAGUCGCGCCUCUACUGCCUCAACGAGGGCUGGGGCGGCAACGCCUCGCUGACCUCGUACCAGACACGGGCCGACGGCAAGCUCACCACUCUGGACAUCCUGCCCGUGCUUAAGUCUCCCGUCAGCUCGACCCUCUGGGGUGCCAACAACGAACGAUUGGCGGUUGCCCACUACGACACCUCCACCUUCAGCAGCUACGACGUGUCCAAUGCCAAGGAUCUUCGUCUGACUAAGAGCGAGACGUACACUCUCGCCGCGCCCGGCCCCGUCCCGGACCGCCAGGAGGCUCCUCACUUGCACGACGCCAUCCUCGACCCGACCCGCAAGUUCCUCGUCUCGCCCGACCUCGGCGCCGACCUCCUGCGCCUGUACCGCAUCACCGGCAACUCGUGGACUGCCAUCACCCCGGCCAAGGCCGUUCCCGGUUCCGGCCCUCGCCACGGCGGCUUCGCCGUCCACGGCCCCAACACGUACUUCUACACGGUCAACGAGCUGUCCAACACCAUCACCGGCUACAAGGUCACCUACUCCGGCAGCUCAAUCAGCUUUGCUCAGAUUCUCAACUUCAGCACCCACGGCCCUGGCGGCAGCGUUCCGGCCGGCACCAGCUCUGCCGAGCUUGAAAUCUCGCCCGACCAGCGUUUCGUCCUCAUCUCCUCGCGCAACGAGGCCUCGCUGACCAUCCCGGCCUUUGACGGCUCCGCGACCACCAUCCCCUCGGACCCCAUCAUCUCGUUCGCCAUCAACCCGGCCAGCGGCCAGCUCACCCUCACCCAGAUCGCCCCGGCCGGCGGCCUCAACCCGCGCGGCUUCUCGCUCAACAAGGCAGGCACCCUCGUCGCCAGCGCCCUGCAGAACGACAACCGCGUCGUCGUGUACAAGCGCGACGUCAAGACCGGCAAGCUCGGCGCCGUCGUGGCCAGCGCGACUGUCGGCGAGGGCGCGAACAACGGCCCCAACUAUGUCCUGUUCAACGACUGCUAGAUUAUUGGUCUAGACCCCGGAGGCGCGACAGUUGAGUGUCCUACGGCUUGCUCGCCCAGUCGUUGAAAAGCUGAUUACUUGAAUGGUGGAAGUACAAGUAGUUCGAGAAGCGCACGUGUUACUUCUUGGUACAUAGUUCUCAAAAUAUUGCAAAGAAACAAUGAAAGCGACGUUACUGCUCAAA